Messenger RNA from Sceloporus undulatus (fence lizard), 3120 nucleotides. RefSeq names its product RAB33A, member RAS oncogene family (gene RAB33A). NCBI's taxonomy places the organism in Eukaryota, Metazoa, Chordata, Lepidosauria, Squamata, Phrynosomatidae. The record is from RefSeq and is a predicted model, not a curated record. Gene Ontology annotation, cellular component: endosome; Golgi apparatus. Gene Ontology annotation, biological process: Rab protein signal transduction. The coding region runs from base 115 to 1110 and encodes 331 amino acids. Gene Ontology annotation, molecular function: GTPase activity; GTP binding. The transcript has 3 exons.
UUUAUCCAUUCCUUUAAAUAGGACCUGCUUAAAGCUUGUCUAGGACUGCAGCCCCAAAAGCUGGAACUGCAUCAUCCUUGCAGCAAAAAGGAACUAGAACUGGAAAGAACAGUCAUGGCAGAGAGAAAGAGGAGGAGAAAGAACCAGCACAAAGAACAGAAAGUGACAAAAAGUUGCGCUUUUCUCAGGUAUGUUCUUGCCGCUGCCUGGGCUCGAACUGGCGACCUUGUGGCUGCAGUACCGGCGCUGACCCGCUGCGCCACUCAGGCAUCUCUCGUCCUCCUGCUGCUGCUGAUGCUGCAGCUCCUCCUCGCGGGCGCCGCUCAGCCAAUGGGGGCGAGGCUGGAGGGCGGUGGCUCCGGCGAAAGGGGCAGCAGCAGCAGCAGCAGAGGCAGCAGAGCAGAGCAUCCUCCUCCUCCUGGCCGCUGCUCGCAAUGGACUGAGUCCCGGCCGGGGGCCAUGGAGCUGGAGGCCUCGCUGGAGCAGUCGGUGCAGACGCGGAUCUUCAAGAUCAUCGUCAUCGGCGACUCCAACGUGGGCAAGACCUGCCUGACGCUCCGCUUCUGCGGGGGAGCCUUCCCGGCCAGCACCGAGGCCACCAUCGGAGUGGACUUCAGGGAGAAGGCGGUCGAGAUCGAAGGCGAGCACAUCAAGGUGCAGGUCUGGGACACAGCAGGCCAGGAGCGGUUCCGGAAGAGCAUGGUGGAGCACUACUACCGCAAUGUACAUGCAGUAGUCUUCGUCUAUGAUGUCACCAAGAUGGCGUCUUUCCUCAACCUCAAAACCUGGAUUGAGGAGUGCAAUGGCCACGCAGUCCCUGCCCUCGUCCCAAAGGUGCUUGUGGGAAACAAGUGUGACUUACGGGACCAGAUUCAAGUGCCAUCUGGCAUGGCCCUGAAGUUUGCUGAUGCUCACAACAUGCUUUUAUUUGAAACCUCUGCCAAGGACCCCAAAGAGAGUCAGAACGUGGAAUCUAUUUUCAUGUGUCUAGCUUGUCGGCUGAAGGCCCAGAAGUCUCUGCUUUAUCGGGACAUGGAAAGGCAGCAGGGGAGGAGGCAGAAAGCAUUGCUCACGCCUGAGGCUAGUAGCAAAAACACCUGCCCCUGCUGAACUACUACAUUUGCAAUUCCUGCCUGUUUGAGAGGGGUGUGCAGGGGAAGGUGGUGCUGUGCCUCAAAAAACUGAAACAGAGACCUGCUUGUCUCAAUCUAAGUUAAUGUUAAAUUAAUAAUAAAAUUUGUAAGGCUCAUUAUGGGUUUGGGUAUGGAAUUAUCUCCACAUGUCUGCAAUCUGGGGAAAAAGGCCUACCCAUGAACAGUAACUUGGUUUAAUGUUCUAAACUGUUUAGUCCCCCCCCCCCCCACAAUGCUUAACCACAAUGCUGAAUACUUCACAAAGUAAAGCCCACAAAGGAUCCCUGUUGUAACACUGGGCCUUUAAAAAGGGAGUGGGAGCAUUCAGUGCAUUAGUGAAACUGGUGGAUGUUAUUAUCAUAAGAAUAUGAAUUUGCCCCAUAGGAUAAUGUAGAAUAAAAGGAGAAGACCUGAAAUAUUGUUUAUGUUUGAAAAGAUUUGAGAGUGGGGAGACAGAUGGGUUUGAUGAGUCUAGACAAAAAAAUGUGUGUGUGUGUUCACCUCCUUGAAUGCUGGUAGAUAAGUAUCACGUGGGUUUGUUGGUGAGUAGUCCUGAUUUGCCAUAGCACAUAACAGAUAAAUGUAGGCCAGGCUCUACUGUUAGGUCUGGGUUAUUUCAUGGAAUCGUGGAACUGGAAGAAAUUUCAAGGACCUUACAGUCCUCUGCCAGUACAGUGGACUGAAACAUCCUUGAAACCCAACCUUUGCUUUAAAACCUCCAGUGAAUGAGUGUCCAUCUCCAUCCCAGGCACUAGAUUCCAUCUGAUACUACCAUCCCAAACUUGCACUGCCCAUUUUGUGGUGCCUGUGUAGGGGUUAUAUGUUGUACCAUCUUGCACACUCACAUACAUUUUAAUGGGUCAAGUAUCCUCACUUGGCAUGUAUUUAUGUAUGGUGAUGCACACACAGGUAUGUACCGGUAAGUACUGCAAACCAAGGGGCAAAAAGAAUGGUUUAUAACAGAGUUGUGGAAAGCUUAAGAUAGACAAAGUAAUAAUUCACAAUAGUAGUUAAUGGCCAAAACACACUGAAGAAAUAAUCCAGUUUGAGACUGCUUUAACUGCCCUGUCUCAGUGCUAAAGAAUUCUAGGAAUUGUAGUUUUGUGAGACAUUUAACCUUCUCUAUCAGAGAGCUCUAGUGCCACAAUAAAUUGCAAUUCCCAGGAUUCCCUAGCACUUGAACCAGGGCAGUUAAAGCAGUCUCAAACUGGAUUAUUUCUGCAGUGUGCUUUGGACCAGAAAUGUGGAUAUGAUGAAAUGGGCCCUAUUACACAAAAGCUUCUUCUAAUGUGACUUGUUAAGGUUGCACAAGAUGUUUUGCUAUGUUUGCUUUAAGAGGGCAAUAUGGGAAUCCCUCUAUAUAUUGCUUCCUACAAACCAGUGGAGCAUAGUGGGAACUGCUGUAUGAAAUUGGUUCUCACGUUGCUCCAACAAUGUGAUUCUGUCCAUAGAAGAUGCACAGCUAGCAUGCAAAAGAAACACUGGGAAUGGGCUGUUUCUACUAGAGAGCCUCUCGGGACUAGAAUCAAAUACCCUAAUGUUGUUUUUUCCAAAGAGAGAGGUAAAAGCUGAAAUGUAGAGAUGGGAAAACAAAAUCAUUACAGUGUGAGUAUCACUGGCAGAGUGAAGCACCAUAGAGCAGGUUGGGAGGAAAACACCUCAAAUCACAAAGAUGCACUUCAGAGGGGGGGAUUGCUGCCAUUGAAGAGACCUUAGUGACUCAGCUCAACAGACACCAUGUCAUUGCCUUCCAAAAAAAGUAAUCCUCUGUCUCUUUGUGAAGAGCUCUCUGCUUUUCUCGCCUCUGCUGGCUACAGAUGUCAAUGCACCAACAUGGUGCGUGCUUCCAGACAAAUUGCCCUGUCUUGUUGAUAGAAUUUUACACCAGGGUUGAGAUGCCACUGUUGUCCAUUUGUAGUGCUGCUUCUGUGUUUUUCCACUGCUGCUGCUCUCUCUCUUUUUAAAAAAUAUUAAAAUCGGUCAAAGA